This is a messenger RNA of Pollicipes pollicipes, 616 nucleotides long. RefSeq names its product glycine-rich RNA-binding protein 3, mitochondrial. The record is from RefSeq and is a predicted model, not a curated record. The coding region runs from base 1 to 375 and encodes 124 amino acids. NCBI's taxonomy places the organism in Eukaryota, Metazoa, Arthropoda, Thecostraca, Pollicipedomorpha, Pollicipedidae. The transcript has 2 exons.
AUGGGCGCCCGGCCGCCCCGGCCCUUCUACGGCGCACCUGUCUAUCCGUCGCCGCCGCCGGCCGCCGCCAAGUUCGCCGCCCCACCCGGCCACGGCGACUACGGAGGAGACUACAGCGCCGGGUACGGCGACUACGGCGCCGCGUACAGCGACUACGGUGGCGGCUACGGCGACUACGACGGCUACGGCUGGUACGGCGGCGGGUACGCCGUGUCGGGAGCUGGCAACGCUGCGGCGGACGGCGCCGACUGGGAGGGCGCAGACCCCGCGCGCGCCGCCUCCAGGAGCCUCCCGCGCCGGGGAGGGCGCGGUUUCAGCAAGGCAAUGCCGUACAAGUCAAAUAACCGCUUCAACCCCAUGGGUUCCGGUCUAUGAGCUUACGUCGGUGCACACGGCGAUGGUCAUCCCGUGCAUGCGUUGUGCCGACUCUUCACUGAGGCAUCGAAGAGAGCUUUGUCCACGAGAGAAGUGUAGUUGUUUUCGUCAUUGUCGGUCAUUUUCGUGUGGUUGAAAGGCGUGGGAGCGCGGAUUGCGGACCCGUCGGUGGCCCGGCCACGGGACGCAUAUGCGCAGUGCAUUGCCUCGUUUGUGAUACAUGAUAUUCAUCGUUCGGCCA